Molecule: messenger RNA, 1941 nt
Organism: Anopheles marshallii
Lineage: Eukaryota; Metazoa; Arthropoda; Insecta; Diptera; Culicidae
Product: protein bangles and beads-like
Exons: 2
Coding region: 1-1941 (646 amino acids)
Source: RefSeq, a predicted model, not a curated record
AUGAAGCUUUGCCUGCUGAUUGCAGCAGCCGUGGCAAUUGCCACGUGCUACGCUCUUCCUGUGCCGAAGGAAGAAGUGUUUGCAGUCUACCCUGUAAACAGUGCUCUGGCGCAGCAUUCCAGUGACCUGCCCGUGGAAACCAAACCCGAACAAGUAAACAGCCCGGCCGAAGGUUCAUUGUCGAAAGAUGCCGUUGACGAAAAAACGGUUACAGCAACGAAAUCGACCGAUGUUACACCAGUGGAAAGCAAGCCAGAGGAACUUAAAACUGUCCCAGAAAAGUUGCAUGAGCAAGCCUCUGCUGAGACAGAAGCUGAAAAGAAAGUUAUUCCAGCUGCAGAAGUGAAGUCUGCUCCUCUGAAAGAACCUACAGAUGUAAAGCCCGAGGACACUCCUGUCACUGUUCCUUCUACUGAUAACCUUCCAACAACUGUACCGAUUAAAGAUGUAGCACGACUUGAAGUUUCUGAAUCUGUUGUUGCUGCCGAACCGAAAGUAGAAGCUCCGAAGACUUUGGCUGUAGAACCUAAAUUGAUGGACAAAGAAGCGGCUCCUGUUGAGAAGAGUGUAAAGGAAGAAACUAAAGUUGAGGACAAAGCAAAGGAUUCCACUGAGAAGUUGGUGCCGAACGUGAAAACAGAAGAGAAAAAAGAGGAAAGUGUAGAAGUCAAAACGCCCGAACAGACAGUAGCAGUAGUGCCCGAGGUGAAGGCAGUAGCAGUGGAAAAGUCCGAAAAAUUGUCCGAAGAGCCUAAAGCCGAGGCAAAGCCAGAACCGUCUCAAGCUCGUUCUACAACGAGCGAUCUCCCUGCGGAACAAGACAGCCCGGAUGCGAAGCCAGAAGUAAAGGUGGCCGAACAGGUUGUCGUAGCAGUUGCCGUCGAGCCAGCGGAAGUAAAGAAACCAGCAGUGGAAGAGACCAAGGCAUCUAGUGCAUCUGUCCCAGAGGUCAAAUCAGUCACUGCUGCCGGUGUUCAGCAAACCACAGUGGCUGUCAACGACCCUGAACCGCAAACCGAAGGCAAAGAUGAAACCAAACCCACCAAAGUCCGUGCUGCACCAAUUGUGGAAGGGCUGACGGUAUCGCAACCGGUUGAAGCAGAGCCUGCCGUUACCAAAAUUCACGUUACAGUCAUCCAGGAAGAGGUUGAGCUUGACAGCAAGAGUGCUGCCCAGAAGGAAGCGGUUCGUAAUGAUCAGGAAGCGACCCCAACGACGGAAGUGGCGGAUAAAAGUACAGAAGCUGCAGUUACUACAACUUCUGCUACGCCUGAGAAGGAAGUAAAGCGUGAUGAAUCGGUUGUGGAGAAAACUUCCAAAGAUAAAGAUGAAGAGACCAGUAGUCCGAGUGCGGUUAAGAGCGUGGAGGCUGUUGUCGAAACUAAACCAGAGACGGUGAAACCAAUCGAUGUCAGUAAGGAAGAAUCCUCCGUACGAGCGGCCACUACUGAAACUGUUGUGGUUGUUGUACCCAGUGUAAAUGCCGAAGACGUUACCACUGUUGUUGCGUUGUCUGAGAACACUGAUAAGCCUGUCGAGAAGGUUGCUGAAGCAGUACCUACUGCGGUGGUAGCACCUGCGCUAGAAGUUCGUUCGGCAGAUUCAACGGAGGAGCCGCCAGCGCCCGCAAACAGAGUAAAAGAAGAGGAACAGCAGGCAAAAGCCGCCGACGGGAGUUCUCAGCCGGGUGCAAGUGAACGCUCGGAAGAUACCGUCCAGGAAGACGCUAAGGAUCAGAGUGACAGUAUCAGUACAACCGUGAGCAGCGUCACGGAACUGGACACCACCACCGUUAACCCCGUUACUACCACGGAGCCAGAGCUCGUUCCAACACCGGCGAAGCAGAAGGCCAAAAAGCAGGUUCCGCCAAACCUUAAAGGAUACAGCAAACGUUUAAAACUGCAGGAAGCACAACGAAAACAAGGCAAUGACAACGAGUAA